Molecule: messenger RNA, 1972 nt
Organism: Serpula lacrymans var. lacrymans S7.9
Lineage: Eukaryota; Fungi; Basidiomycota; Agaricomycetes; Boletales; Serpulaceae
Exons: 5
Coding region: 5-1972 (655 amino acids)
Source: RefSeq, a predicted model, not a curated record
AACCAUGAUCGAUCCCACUGAACGUGAGAGCCUGUCUAAUUGCAAUAGCAGUGAGGCUUUCGAGGACGAUAACAAUCCAUUUGCCCCCUUAGCGGUUAAUAAUACACAUAAUUCAUUAUCAUCCACUGAUACAGAGCCCAGUAGUGACCCAGAGAACUUAAAUAUACGCCCUGUCCAGCUACAAUACACAUCUCAACUCAAGACACAACUCACUGGCACUCCUGCUUCCAAAGUUCGCUUGGUGCUGGAAUACAUGAACAUGCUUGGGCUCAACCUUCCCUUAUUCUUAGAUUAUCUCAGCUGGGGCAACUACAACUGCAUCACGGACCCCAAGAUCCGCUAUGAAAGGACAGCUCUCAUGGUGGCCAAAGCUUCUCACUACCUUCCUUCGCUCUCAGGGCAUUUCUGCCAUUCUUCCAACCAAAUGGACAAGGUUCAACACCUUGUCAAAUCCCACCCAUUUGUCAUAUCCCACGACAACCUCAACAUCCCAUUUCGUGUAUAUUCACAGCGUAUCGACAACCAAAGCCACUUUGACUCUGGGACUGCAGCAACUGUAUAUUUCCAACCAGAUGCUCCACCUAUUGCUCCUCUGUGUAAUUGUACACUACAGGAAUACCGUGCAGCUGGUCGUUUAACUCCCCUAAGUACAUCUGAAAUAUUUGCAUUGGAAUGUGAAGCGGCACCUUCAAGACAUGUUCGAGACACAUUCCGUGUUUUACGGUAUUUGAUUGAAUGUCCUGAAUUCAACUUUGCAACCUAUUCACACCAAGAUGAUCUGGUGUUCACCCCUCCUCUGCCAAUUCAACAACUUCAUUCUGGCCAAGCAUAUGUUACACAACAGUACAUGCUUGGGACAGUCCAUAUCGAAGAAGCAAGUUAUGAAGGGAACGAUAAACUAUUGACAGAAUGGUUUAAGCAGCUUGGGCUGCAUUCUGAUGAAGAACAACGCCAAACUGGCAUGGAGCGUGUCAUUCCAUGGGUGGGUGACCAGCUCACUAUUGAGCGCCUCUGUGGCCUAUACAAGUUUUGUGCCCAGGAUCAUAAUGCUUUUGACCGAAUGGAUUGGAUCAUCCCAGUGUUUGGCUGGUUCCACUUACAAAUGGCCUUCGCCAAUUCACUCCAUAAGCAAUACCUUGGGGCUACAGCUGGUCGUGGAUUAAUGCAUGCAUUCACAUUGCUGGAACGCAAAGGACUGAACUAUGUACAGACCAAGGGCUCACAACAAAUAGCUGAAUCAAUCAUUCAAAAGUUGACAUCAACAGAUGUGCUCGACAAUAUCAAACUACAGCCAGCUGAGAAGCAAGAUCAGGUAUUCCGCCAAUCUGUGAUGUGGAACCAUGACGUGUUGAGGUAUUUGGACCUCCAUGAUGCCAUCAAGAAUGGAGAUGUUGGAGUUAUGGAACAAUCACUACCUCACCUACUCUUUCACUUCGCAGAAGGGGGUAACUCAAAGUAUACAAUUGAAAUACUCAAACUUCUUCAAUGUAUCCAUCAUGAAUGGCCCCCCCAAGUCAAGCAGUUUAUACAAGACAGAUUCUGGCUAAUGAACACCACUGGCCUGCCACACCAAUUCUUCGCUAUAGACAAAGGCCAGGAGCACAACAUCAAAGAAAGUAAGGUGACAUUUGCUGUGCAUGGUGUUCAUGCUACUUGGGAUCUCAUGAAAGAUCGAGCACCUGCACUGCCAACACUUCGAGCUGUCCGAAAACACUUGGAGACACAAAUCCAACCCCUCCGACGAGGCAUCUCCCUUACAGAUCCUAGCAAAGGGAAGGAUCUUGAGCGUCUGCAUGAUGCCUACACAAGCUCACAGGUUGACAUUGAAGUAGAGGGUCAUACAGCUAAAACCAAAGCAGAUAUCAUUCCAGAUGUCGUUACUAAUAGUGCACUCAACAUUGUCACCCUCAAAACAAUGUCGAACUGGUGGGACAACCGUGAUUACAAGCAAUCUAUGGAGGAGACUUGGUAG